This is a messenger RNA of Drosophila rhopaloa, 4275 nucleotides long. Its product is annotated as alpha-2-macroglobulin-like protein 1. Lineage: Eukaryota; Metazoa; Arthropoda; Insecta; Diptera; Drosophilidae. The record is from RefSeq and is a predicted model, not a curated record. Gene Ontology annotation, cellular component: extracellular region. Gene Ontology annotation, molecular function: endopeptidase inhibitor activity. The coding region runs from base 49 to 4116 and encodes 1355 amino acids. The transcript is spliced from 8 exons.
GAGAUGAUUGGUCAAGACUACGAUUAAUACGAAUAAAAAAUCAUCAAAAUGACGUGGUUUUUACUAUGGACUUUUAUUUUUCAAUAUGUAUUGAUAAUUAACGCCAAGGGUAACUUUUUGGUUGUGGCACCCGACACCCUACAAUCUUACAUCGAUUAUGAAGUAGCCGUUACCCUGCAUAGUGCCGAUAUGGACAGUGUAAUUAAGGUCAGCCUGGACGGACCCUCGUUUACCAGGUCCCAGUCGAUUUACAUUCAGCCCAUGUCCACCCGGAAACUAUCCUUCAAUAUCCCGAAACUCACAGGUGGUGAAUACCAACUCACAGCUGAGGGUCUUCAGGGCAUCAUUUUCAAGGAAUCCAAGAAGCUUUUCAUGUCCGAGGACAAGGCCUCGAUCUUCAUCCAGACAGACAAGGCCACCUAUAAGCCGGGCGACCUCCUACAAUUCAGAGUCCUCUUCCUGGACAGGCAAACCCGCCCCGCCAGGAUCGACAAGCCCAUCACGAUUGAGAUCCACGACGGGGAUAAGAACCUCAUCAAGCAGUGGAAGGAGGUCAAGCCGACCAAAGGUGUUUUCUCCGGAGAGCUCAAUCUGUCCGAACACCCGGUUCUGGGAAACUGGACGAUGGCCGUUCAGGUGCAGGACGAGGGCAGGGUGACCAAGGAUAUAAAGGUGGACAAGUACGUGCUGCCGAAGUUCGGAGUCAGGAUCCACACUGCUGAACACGUGGUGGCCAGCAACGGACAUAUUAGGACGGCCAUUUAUGCCAAGUACUCCUUCGGCAAGCCGGUGAAGGGCAAGGCCACCAUAUCAAUAGAGGGGGGCCGAUCUGAGAAGACCGUCGACAUUGAUGGAAAGGUCAAUGUGGAGCUACCCUUUGCUUCCACCGACAAGUCGCCACUGAAAGUGGUAGCCACCGUGACCGAGGAGCUCACGGACCUCAAGCAGAAUGGCUCCGCCUAUGUGACACUUCAUCAGAACCGCUACAAACUGAUCGCUAUCCGUUGGCCAGAAAACUUUAGGGGCGGACAGAACAUUACCUUCCCUGUUGCGGUCACAAAUGUUGACGGUACGGCGGUCAUGCACCCCACCAGCAACCUUACAUUUAACUUUUCAUGCUGUGGACAUUCAAAAAUCAUUGAGAAGCCCUUAAUAUCUAGUGUAGCUAAAGCAGCAAAGGUGUUUCCCGAUAGUAGGUGCGGCAAAUGUGAGGUGUCCACCGCUUUUGAAGGAGCAGUCAACCUUACCCAAACUAUAUCAAAGCUCGAAAAGUCACUGAGGAUCGAGCUUAAUAACACGAAGCACUAUCUGAGGCAGAGAGUUGAGUUCCAAGUUAUAUCCUCUGAGGUCCUACCCUACUUCAUGUUCACGGUUGUGGCUCGUGGAAAAAUCGUCGUUAAUAAGUACGUGCAAGUAGCUCGGGACGUCGGAAAUAAGCAUUUCAGCUUCCAACCCACUGUCGAUAUGAUGCCCCAAGCCACGAUUUGUGUGCACUACGUGGUGAACGGGGUCAUGCACUCGGACGAGAAAACGAUCGAAUUUGAGAAGGACUUUGGAAACUCGAUUGAAAUCAGAGUGCCGGAAAAUGCAGAUCCCGGCCAAAAUGUGAGUCUGGAAGUGAGGACCGAUCCCCAUUCCUUCGUAGGACUCUUGGGAGUCGACCAGAAAGUCCUGUUUUUAAGGUCUGGAAAUGACCUCAGCCAGGAACACGUAAUUAACGAUCUCAGAAAGUACGGGUCAACUGGCGUGGUGACCCUAACCAAUGCAAAUGUAAGCACCAUUGAAGAGGGGGGCGAAUGUAUCUUUGAAAAUGGAUCAUGCGGUGUUGAAAGUCGAACGAAUUUUAAGUACACUAGUUCGCAUAAAGGAAAGCAAACAGCUGCAGUGAAGUCUGUGCAGUCAACCAGUGCGGAAGUUUCACAUCCGCCAAUUCGUCAGGAGUUCCCAGAAACCUGGCUGUUUAUGAACAUAACUGACGUGUCCGAAAAUGGAUUUGAAAUGGUGCAUAAGGAGAUUCCCGAUACGAUCACCUCCUGGGUAAUCACUGGCUUUUCCCUGAACCCGAUUUCGGGCUUCUCCAUGACCAAGAGCCAUUCCAAAAUCCGUGUGUUCAAGCCAUUCUUCGUAUCCUCAAACCUGCCCUACUCCGUAAAGCGAGGCGAAGUUAUAGCCAUACCGUUGGUGGUGUUCAACUACAUGGAUAGUCCUGUGAGGGCGACGGUGACGAUGGACAACUCUGACCAGGAUUACGAGUUCUCCGAGGUCAUCAAUGCGAAUGAGGCGAGGAGUCUGCAGGAGGGACAGAGGUCAAAAGCAAUCUGGAUACCAGCCAACACCGGCGCAAGCGUCUCGUUCAUGAUUCGCCCCAAGAAGAUUGGAGUGACCAUCCUGAAGAUCAUCGCCAAGUGUCCCAUUGGCCAGGACAUCAUCCUCGAAAAGCUAAAGGUGGAGCCCGAUGGCGUGACAAAGUACGUCAACAAAGCCAUUUUAGUCAAAGCGAAUCGGUUGCAUCGUCGAAGUUUGGAGCCCUAUGAGAACACGCUGAGUGUGGACGUAAUACCCACGGACAUUGUGCCCGACUCCGAAUUCGUAGAGUUAGAAGUGGGAGGGGAUUUAACAGCCCCCACAAUCACAAACAUUGAUAAUCUGGUGCGCUUGCCCCGCGGCUGCGGAGAGCAGAAUAUGGUAAACUUCGUGCCCAACAUCCUGGUGCUGCGCUACCUGGAGGCUACCAAACGCCGGGAACCCGCUAUCGAAAAGCAGGCCAAAAAGUUUUUGGCCUCUGGCUAUCAGACGGAGCUGUACUUCAAGAAAAAAGACGGCUCAUUCAGUGUCUUCACCAAUGCUGCAAGCAGUACUUGGCUUACUGCCUAUGUGAUCCGCUCCUUCCACAUGGCAGCCAAGUUCACCGACAUAGAUCCCUCUCUCUUGACAGCUGGUCUAGAUUUCCUUGCCAGCAAACAAAAGGAAAACGGCGAGUUCCCGGUAAAUGGCGCCCUAUACAGUGACAUCAAAAAUCCCCUGGCCUUCACCUCCUACGUCCUGCUUACCUUCUUCGAGAACAAGGAGCAUAUCCCAAGAUACCAGCGUGUGAUCGAUAGGGCCGUGCAAUUCGUGGCCUGCGAGGUGAACAGCUCCAAUGAUCAGUACUCCCUGGCCAUCGCCGCCCUGGCUCUGGCCAAGGCCAAGAACUCCAAGGCCGGGUCGGUUCUGGCCAGGCUGGAGAGUAUGGCCCGGCGCAAGGGUGACCGCAAGUGGUGGUCCAAGAAGCCCAAUUCCGUUGGCAGCCACGACGUCGAGCUGACCUCCUAUGUGCUGCUCGCCAUGCUGGAGCACGGCAUCACGGACUCGCCCAUGACCAUCGCCGACUGGCUGGUUGCCCAGCGGAACAGCAACGGGGGCUUCCGCUCCACCCAUGACACGGUUAUGGGCCUGCAGGCCCUGACCCAGUUCGCUAUCGAGACGUCUUUGCCCGUCGGAGACAUGGACAUUCUCUUCGCCCUUUCCAAAUUCGGAGCUAAAUCCUCCCUUAAGGUCACCCCCGAAAAGGCGCUAACAGUGCAGUCCCACGUGCUUCCGAAGACCACCCGAGAGGUCCAUGUCUCGGCCUCGGGCAGGGGUGUUUCCUUGGUGCAACUCUCGUACCGCCACAAUGUGGUCACCAAGGAGGAGUCGCCCAGUUUCAAGAUAAAGACUACGGUUAAGGACUCGCCCAUUAAUCGUCUCGAGCUCGAAAUCUGCUCCGAAUACACUCCCGUUGAGGCGAGCGACAAGGGAAAACCCUCUAACAUGGCGGUCAUGGAGGUCCAGUUGCCCUCCGGUUUCUUGGCCGAUGCCGAUGAUCUGAAAAGGACCAAGUCCUCCCCCGAUGUGAAGAUCGUGGAGACUAAGAAGGGCGACACCAUGGUGGUCGUCUACUUCGAAAGCCUGUCGCCUGGUGACCCCAAAUGCGUAACCGUAACGGCAUCCCUCGUCCACGCUGUCGCCUUGCAGAAGCCUUCCUACGUAGUCCUCUACGACUACUACGUCCUGGAGCGACGGGCCACCGAGUACUACGCGGUGAGAUCGUCCCUAUGCGAAAUCUGCCAGGAUGAAGAGUGCCGACGUGGUUGUUAAAAAAUUUAAGGUGGAAUCGGACUCCAAAGGAAACCCAACUCACUAAAAAAUGAAAUAAAUAUUAUCAUUUUUAAAUAUUUCGUCUUAUUUAAAAAAGGGUGUUUCAAUUAAACCUCUAGACAUUAAUAAUACUUAUUAAAAAUGCGUUUUAAAAAUAUU